Molecule: messenger RNA, 936 nt
Organism: Tinamus guttatus (white-throated tinamou)
Lineage: Eukaryota; Metazoa; Chordata; Aves; Tinamiformes; Tinamidae
Source: RefSeq, a predicted model, not a curated record
AUGUUCCGGUGCGGAUCCAGCGCCAGAGCGGCUCCAGGGAGUCCGAAAGGACGCCCAGACCUCCUUGCUUCUCAGAAGACUAGUCUGGCACUUGCUCUGCUCAUGCCCGAAAAAUCUAUUUGCAGCCGAGAGGUGGGAUUUUUAUUUAAAUUCCUGUGUAUAAAACAAGGGAAAAAUUGUGUCAGCAUACUUGCUAUAAAUGCAGAUUUAUUAGGAGCUGUACUCCAAGUAUACACUUACAUGCCCGGAAUACCCAUUACCAGUGCCUCGUACUAUGCCACCAUGACGCUUGAGCAGGUUAGGCAUGUAUUUCGCUCUGACACGGAAGUUCCUAUGCCUUUGAUUGAGGAGAGACACCGGGUGCUGAAUGAAAGUGGAACAGUUCUGCUGGAGAAGUUUGGAGGGUCUUUCCUCACAUGUGUUAAAAUGAGUGAAAAAAGUGCUCAGAAGCUACUACACUUGGUAGUGGGAAAUUUCCCUUCUUACAGAGAUGAAGCUAUAUUUGAGAAUAAAAAAGUGACCUUUUACAAACGAGCACAAAUACUUGUGGCUGAUACCUGGAGUGUGUUAGAUGGCAAAGGAGAUGGCUGCUUCGGUGACAUUUCUAGUCUGACUAUAUUUGCUGACUACAGGAUCCCUCAAGUUCUCAUUCACUUUAAAGCAAUGAAAUACUCCGAGGAGCUCAUGAAAAAACUCCGCAAAGGAACAAUUCUCCAGUCUGGAGACAGGCAGGAGGUGGAGAUCCGUGGUUGCUCUAUCUGGUGUUGUGCAUUGAUUUGUAAGCAUCUGCUGGAGCUCUAUGAGAAGAAGGGCCAGGACAUGCGUGGAAAGAUCAAUGCGGUUUUACUUGACUACUAUCUUUGGGACUAUGCCAGGGAUCACCGUGAAGACAUGAAAGAUACUCCGUUUCAUAGAGUACGGUGUAUAUAUUAUUAA